CUAGUGUAGGUUUGCGCGGAGGGAGGAUGCGCGUCUGCGGAGGCGGCUGUCACGUGGGAACCAAGGGCCUUUGACACGUGUUUGCUCGGGAAGAUGCGGAUCCUCUGGCCUUGGAUGAAGGUCUGGGCUGGGAAGAGCCGCGGCUGCAGGUCUUACAGGACAGGAGCCCUCCCCUCCCACAUUGCUGAACGCCUAGCAUUCUACGAGCGGCUGAAAUCCGCCACUGAGGAACGUCGUGCAGAGCUAGCCCACCGAGAGAGACGCCCCAUCCGAGUUUCCCUGCAGGAUGGCAAAGAAGUAGAAGGAGAGGCCUGGACGACAACACCAUUUCAGGUGGCCUUGCAAAUCAGCCGGAGUCUGGCCAAAAGCGCAGUGAUAGCGAGAGUGAAUGGGACCCUUCACGACCUGGACCGCCCGCUGGAGGGGGAUGCCAGCCUGGAACUCCUUGAUUUUGAUUCUCAGGAUGGGCAAGCCCUGUUUUGGCACUCAAGCGCCCAUGUUCUCGGGGCAGCUGCUGAACAUUUCUAUCAAACCGCUUGCCUGUGUCACGGUCCAAGCACCGAAAAUGGCUUCUUUUAUGAUAUGUAUCUGGAUGAGCAAAGGACCGUGUCCAGCAAAGACCUGCCUGCUUUGGAAGAGAUCUGCUGGGCGAUGAUUGAAGAGAAGCUUCCCUUUGAGAGAUUAGAAGUGUCCCGGAAGGAUUUGAUAGAACUCUUUAAGCACAACAAGUUCAAGCUAAGAAUUAUUGAGGAGAAGGUGAAGUCUCUCACUGCCACUGUGUACAGGUGUGGGACGCUGGUCGACCUCUGCCGGGGGCCUCAUCUCAGGCAUACGGGAGAAAUCGGAGCCCUGAAGCUGAUAAAGAAUUCCUCCGCCUUCUGGAAUGGAGACCCUGCUCAGGAGCCCCUGCAGCGCGUCUACGGCAUCUCCUUCCCCAGCGCCGAGCGCCUGGCAGAAUGGGAGCAGGCUCAAGAGGAGGCUGCCCAGCGGGACCAUCGCCGGAUCGGGACCUUGCAGGAACUGUUCUUCUUCCACGAACUGAGCCCUGGAAGCUGCUUCUUCCUCCCCAGAGGAGCCCACAUCUACGCCACCCUCACGGACUUCAUUAAGAGUGAAUAUCGGAAGCGUGGCUUUUCCGAGGUUAUCACCCCCAACAUUUUCAACUCAAAGCUCUGGGAGAUGUCUGGUCACUGGGAGCAUUACGAAGAGAACAUGUUCUCCUUCCGGGUUGAAAAUGAGACUUUUGCCCUCAAACCGAUGAACUGCCCUGCCCACUGUCUCAUGUUCAGCCACCGGCCCCGAUCCUGGAGGGAACUGCCCCUCCGCUUGGCCGACUUCGGGGUCCUCCAUCGCAAGGAGCCUUCGGGAGCCCUGUCGGGAUUAACGCGGGUUUGCCGCUUCCAGCAGGAUGAUGCCCACAUCUUCUGCAGCAUCGACCAGCUGGAAGGAGAGAUUGAAAGCUGUCUAGAUUUCCUCCAAAGUGUCUACUCCGUUUUUGGUUUCACCUUCCAGUUCUACCUCUCCACGCGACCCAAAAAAUUCCUUGGGGAGCUUCAUCUUUGGGACCGUGCAGAGCAGCUCCUGGAAAAGAGCCUCCAGGACUUUGGGCGGCCAUGGGAGCUCAACCCGGGAGACGGAGCCUUCUACGGUCCAAAGGUUGAUAUACAGAUUAAAGAUGCUCUGGGCCGUUACCACCAGUGCGCCACCAUCCAGCUGGAUUUCCAGAUGCCCAUCCGGUUUGACCUCUCGUACACCGGAAAAGAUGGCGGAGAGCCAGAAAGACCCGUCAUGAUCCACCGGGCAGUGCUGGGCUCUGUCGAGCGAAUGUUGGCAGUCCUAGCGGAGAACUAUGGCGGGAAGUGGCCUCUCUGGCUGUCCCCGUUCCAGAUCAUGGUGAUCCCCAUUGGGCCGGACGUGGUGGAUUACGCCCGGGAGGUCCAGAAGCUCUUCCAGCAGGAGGGCUUCAUGGCGGACGUGGACGCCGACCCAGGCACGACCCUCAGCCGCAAAAUUAGGAAAGCCCAGCUGGCCCAGUACAACUUCCAGUUCGUUGUCGGACGGAAGGAGAUGUCCAGCCGCACGGUGAACAUCCGUAGCCGGGACUCUCGCCAACACGGUGAGUGGGAUUUGCACCGGGUGCUGCGCAGGCUCCACGAACUCAAGAAUGCUCGGGUCAAAAAUGCGGAGGAGGUCCUCGGAGGCCCCCCCUGACUGACUAACUGACUGACUGACUGACAGACGUCCUGCUGCCCCUUGUGGGUUGCCCUCCAGCAGCCGCAGCCGGACAGACCGGGGAGUGGGCAAAGUCUUGCUGGGUUUCACUUGUGAGGUUGUCUCCCAGUUUCAUGUCAAGACCCUAGUCCUCUUCAAGGUGCGUCUGUAUCGUGCAAGAAGCCUUUGGGGUCUAGAAUCUGGCGCCCCUCUCUAGCUGUGCCCACCCACAUUCUCCUCCGGAAACCUUUUGGAUGGCCUCUGGAAUCCCUAGCCUUGCUCAGAAGGGGGUCGGCAAAAUGGUAGGAUGGGCUGGCAUCCUACAGUUUGAGAACGAAAGGGAUACAGGUUCUCGGAGAGGAGCUGAGCAGGCCAGGCCAGAAAGAGGGCCAGCCUGUCUUCUAACCCUGGUCACUGGGCCGGCUCCGCAGAGGCCUGUCAUUAAAACACCUUUUCUUUCCUUC
Messenger RNA from Pogona vitticeps (central bearded dragon), 2675 nucleotides. Lineage: Eukaryota; Metazoa; Chordata; Lepidosauria; Squamata; Agamidae. The record is from RefSeq and is a predicted model, not a curated record.